Molecule: messenger RNA, 3159 nt
Organism: Cottoperca gobio
Lineage: Eukaryota; Metazoa; Chordata; Actinopteri; Perciformes; Bovichtidae
Gene: cenpt
Product: centromere protein T
Biological process (GO): kinetochore assembly; chromosome segregation; mitotic cell cycle
Cellular component (GO): kinetochore
Molecular function (GO): DNA binding; protein heterodimerization activity
Source: RefSeq, a predicted model, not a curated record
UUAAAAAUAACGCGCGACAGUCUGAGGAAUAUAGCCGUUGAAACCACAACCAUGGCUGAAAGAGACAACAUUAGACAGUCAACACAUGUUUAACUAGAUACAUCUUAUAUUAAAUGAUACUUUCUUCAGCUCAACUCCGUUUGUUGGACUCGCCGGAUAUAUAUUUAUAUUUUUAUAUAUAUAUAAAUCCGCAGCUUAACACGGUUGACGCUACUGUUUACCGUUGGCAAACGUUUGUUAGCUAAACUCAGCUAACCAGCUGAGCGUCUUUUUGCUCGGUUUCCAAAUGGAUCCCACGGAGGACUUGUCUGCUCGGGUCCUGCUGACACAUAUUCUCAGCACCGAGCCACCCAGGUCUCCCAUCACUCGCAGUGCCUCCAACACACAGAGUACUCUCAGGACCAGAAGCAGCAGUAGACUGAGCAAAAAAGAUGCUGGUGCCCAUACCCCACAGGACGUCCUAAGACGAAGCCUGAAACAGAAAAUGCGUGAGAGUAUAACCAGGCAAUCCCUGCCCGCUAGGAGAAGGAGGACUGCCUCAGUCGUGUCCAGGAGGACAAACACGCCCGCCCCAACCUCAGAGCUGUUUGAUAAUGAAGACACACCGAGGCACAUGCUCAUGAACAUCCUACGGACAGAGCCUGUGAAGUCCCCUGUGGUUCAUGAGAAAGCUGCAGAAGAGCCACGGCCAUCUUCAGCCGACUCCAGUAUUACGAAGCGUCCUAGUAUUGAGCUGUCAGGGUUCGACUUGCCUGAUAUAACUAUUGGCAUCGCAGCGAGUACCGCGAAGGGACUGAGCAGGAAGAGACAACGUCGGAGCCUAAAUGUAACAGCUUUUGAAAAGUGUCUUAAAGAUGGAGAAGAUGUUGAUGAGGAAAAUGAAAACUUAAUAGGCGACCUUUCAUCCCUUCAUUCCCAGUCAAGCACUUCUUUUAGUCUAAAAACACCUUUUGUGGAUCUCCGAACGGAGAAAAGAGGCCUGCAGAGAAGAGUUUCUAACCGGCGAAAAAUCUCAGAGGAAGAAUUUGGCGCUGCUGUAAAUAAAAGAGAGUUGAAAGGAGUGAGCAGCUUUGUACAGGCGGAGCAGGGUCUCAAUGAGACCGCCUACUCUGAGGGAUUCACCUUGGGCCUAAGCAAAAGCAGCGAACCUGAUAUCACGACCGAUAUCCUCAACUGUAACACAGCUCUCUACGCCCAGACCUCCAGCUUUUCCAUAAUUGCAACUCGGGACAAACCAACGGUGUUGGUGGAGCAGAUGGAGGCGGAGCAGAUGGAGGCGGAGCAGAUGGAGGCGGAGCAGAGCGAGCUGGGGAAAGAGAAGUCAAUGUAUGCAUUUCCAACUGAAGAGGGGGCCGAACUAAAGAAUAAAAGUUUUUCUCAGUCGGAGGAAGAUGCGGGUGCAGCUAAAUCUCAAAAGGAGGAAGAGAAGCGUACAGCUGAAGAUGCUGCAACCAUGUCUGAGGAAGAGGAAUCCGAGUCUGAGGAAGAGAACAGAGUGGAAGCUCAAACGGAGGAGAAAGAUGCAGCUGAUUCUCCCACUGAGGAGGAGGCUGCAGCGGAAUCUCAAACCGAAGAAGAAAUAGAACUAGAUGGAAAUGAUUCCAAGCCUGAAGAGGAUGCUACAGCCAUGUCUGAGGAUGAAGAAGCUGCACCAGACUCUCAAACCGAGGAAGACGAAGUAGUUGAAUCUCAAACCGAAAAAGUUGCAGGUGACUCUCAAAUCAUCGAAGAAGAAGAAGAAGAAGAAGAAGAUGGUGCAGUUGAUCUUCAAUCUGAGGAGGACGUUGCAGAUUAUCAAAGUGAUCAAGACAAUCCUGAAGCCAAUUCUCAAUCUGAAGAGCAGGACAAUUUGGCUGAUUCUCAACCUGAAGACGAGCACGAUGGGAAGCCGGAGGAGGAAGAUGGCGAACAGGCAUCAGAACAGCAGGAACAUGACUUGGAACACGUCGCUCAAAGGGCUCAGCGCUCGGAGGGUGGACUCAUUAUGCCGCUCACAGAAGUGGGGGUAGACUCCACAGAGGCGGGAUGGUCUGAUGACAAGUCUAAAGCACAAAGCAGCCUGGAAAUGGGAAGCCAUGAGAGCGGUCAGCUUCAUGUUGGGAUCUCUGACCAGGCCGAGUCCUCAACCCGUCGACAGACGCAUGCUUCUUACGCGGAGGCCGAGCCUGAUGCUGAUAAAGAGAACUUUCAUCUUCCAGAGGUGUUGCAUGAUACUGAAGACUGGCACCUGAGUGACGAUUCCCCAGAAGAAGCUGCUGCUCAGGAUUCUGCUGAACAGGAGGAAGUGUGGGAGGAUGAAGAAGACGAAAUCCCCAGCAAGACUCCAGCAUUUGUCAGACAGAAACUGAACUUUUUUCAGCCCAAUCCUCAGACGGCCUCACCUUCUGUUUUUAAGGAUAUUGAUGCCAUCAGUAGUACAGGUGAAGGUCUUCCUGCAGCUAAACCAAAGCAGGUGAGACAGAGGAGGAAAGGACCGGCUAAGAAGGAAGCAGAGCUUCCUAAGAGCUACCUGAUGAGCGUGUUCAAACACUUUGCCAAAACGAAAGUCUCUGCAGACGUCUACCCCGUCCUCAAAACAAUAAUGGAUAAAUACUUUGACCGGCUGGCGGAGGACUUGGAGACGUACGCUGUUCACGCAAAGAGAAAAACCAUAGAAGUCGAAGAUGCUGAACUUCUGUUAAAAAGGCAAGGUCAUGUGAACAGCAUGGUCCCAGUGGAAGUGCUCAUUGAAAAAUAUCUUCGUAUGGACCAGCGCAGCCUCCUGAUCCCCAUUGCAACCAGCGGAAAUGUUGUUAUUCCUAAAAGGCGGAGAUGAAUGUUUUAGAUACCGUGUGUGUGUGUGUGUGUGUGUGUGUGUGACGUCUCCAUUUAAUAUUGUUAAUCAGAAUAUAAAAGUUUUUGUAAAUAUUUGUUGUUGACAACAAUUCAGUUUAUUAUGUCUUUCUGUCUUAAUAUACUGUGUGUGGUUGAAUGCUGAGUGUCUGUACGUAAUGCAAACAUUGGCUUUACAUGAGUACAAGUGUCAACUUUCUUCUUUUUAUGCGUAUACUUUCUUUUCCAACAUCAAGCUUCUAAUAUUAACAAUGUUGAAAUAAAGUUGUUUCGUUUGUUUGACACAUUUUCACUGUAGUAUUCUGCUAUUUUAAUGCUUUUUAUCUG